UUGCAAACAAUUUAAAUUGGGAAUAUGGAGAAGUUGUCACUGCAAUGUCCAAGUUGGGGAUCUCAUGGGGUAAAAAUUUGAAUCAGCUUUAACCUUUUCUUCUUUAAAUUUACUAGCAGGUCACUAGGAAUAAAGGGAAUGGUCACCAUCUGAAAAUCUAAGCUCUUGAUUGUUAAACAAAUUCUCUUUGUCAGCACCUCAGGAAAUGCAAAGAGAACAAUAAGGACAAUAUGCUUACUAUGCUUACAGUACUUGUAAAAGGUUUAACAAUUUCUUUUUUGUUGUUUAUAGGAAUGUUAGGUAUUCUUUGGUUCAUUAUUUGGAUGAUCUUUGCUCAUGAAAAACCAGCAAAUCACCCCAGAAUAUCUAAGAUCGAGAGAGAUUACAUUAUAUCAAGUAUAGGUUCUGGACAGGACAACAAGAAAAGAAAUUAUGGCAUCCCUUGGUGUCAUAUAUGGACAUCACCAGCUGUUUGGGCCAUCAUUGUGGCACACUUUUGUACCAAUUGGGGUUUUUAUACUUUUCUUACCUGCUUGCCCUCUUACUUUAAAGAAAUUCUAAAUUUUUCAAUUUCUAAGAAUGGUUUUGUUUCUGCCAUUCCCUUUUUAUUAUCUUAUUUUGUUUUGGUUGGCGGGGGACAAGUGGCAGAUUGGUUGCGUUACAACAAAAUAUUAACAACUGGAGAGGUUCGCAAAAUAUUUGGUACUGGAGGUUUUCUCAUUUCAGCAUGUCUUCUGGUAUCAACAAGUUAUGUUGGUUGUGAUGGCACAACUCUAGCUGUUGUUUUGUUUUCACUUGCUCUUGGAGUGUUAGCACUUAACACAUCUAGCUUUGAAAUCAAUCACUUGGAUAUUGCCCCAAGAUAUGCUGGGGUCCUCAUGGGAAUCACCAACACAGCAGCAACAAUUCCUGGGAUGGUUGGACCCUACGUGGUUGGUUAUUUAACCAACAAUGAGGUAUCAUACUUUGAUUUCAAUUUUUUUGUUCGUUUUUCGCAAAUGAAUGCAUAUUUCUAUUCAUUAACCCUUGAAACUCUAAGAGUGACAUUUAAUUUUCUUUUUUAAUAUCAUUUCACUUAUUUCUUACAACUGUAUCUAGUAAUACUGCUGAAUCA
Molecule: messenger RNA, 1114 nt
Organism: Pocillopora damicornis (cauliflower coral)
Lineage: Eukaryota; Metazoa; Cnidaria; Anthozoa; Scleractinia; Pocilloporidae
Product: sialin
Biological process (GO): transmembrane transport; monoatomic anion transport
Cellular component (GO): membrane
Molecular function (GO): transmembrane transporter activity
Source: RefSeq, a predicted model, not a curated record